Magallana angulata is the source of this 2350-nucleotide messenger RNA. RefSeq lists its product as uncharacterized. The record is from RefSeq and is a predicted model, not a curated record. The transcript is spliced from 12 exons. Lineage: Eukaryota; Metazoa; Mollusca; Bivalvia; Ostreida; Ostreidae. Bases 35 to 1051 code for a protein of 338 amino acids.
AAAGAAUUGACACACUUUAAGGGUACCCUGCAACAUGAAUGCACAAGUAACGAUCUCCGGUAUUUCUCAGAAUUCUAAUGAAUGUGACAACCCUGGGAAUUCUGACCGGAUGCAGAAAUCGCUUAAAGAAUCUGAUGGACAGCCAGACUGUUUUGUCACUCACGGAAAGCGAUUGCACAACAGUACCUUUCGUCCACAACCAGUAACAUCUUUAAUAUCUUUAUCUCAAAUACAAAAAAAUAUUUUGUCACAUUCUGAUAGAAAAAGAAGGCGGUUACAGUAUGAUAAUGCAUGGAAUAUUUUAGAAAAGGGAGAUGCUAGACUAUCCAAUCAUAACAAACCUUCCGUAACAACAAAGCAAUUGAAUACUUCAUACGUUUUUGUAGGGAGCGUGCAAGAAACAUCACGAGAGGUUAAGGCACCCCCUACACAUUCAUCGGGUCUAACAGAUGACUCUAGCCGAUAUUCUGGAGACACAGAGGAUUACAAGUCCAGAUCAAAAGUUUGUUCUAUGAAGAAGAUAUGCAAGUACGUUCUCUGGAUACUCAUAAUUCUCAGUAUAACGGCUGUCGUAGCGAUAUCCGCUAUCAAUUACCAAAAUAGCCAGGCUAAAAAGCUUACCAAUAGUAUGGAAGCACAGAUUGAUGAUAACAAUGAAAUUAACAAGACACUCGGUAUUGUAUUGGACAAGUUUGAUGCAAUUAAAAAGUCGAUCGAGUCUAUGAAGUCACUUGUGGAAGAGACCAACAAUAACGUUAAAUCGAGAAAUGAUUUGACAAACCAGAGGUCUCCAGUUUAUUCAAGUGGUGGAUCCGUAUCGGAUUCAUCGGAUUCAGGAGGACAAUGCAAGCACACUACAAAUGAUGGAUGUGUGAAAGAUUGUCGCCUAAUGUGUAAUGGGGACUACCAGUCCUGUGAAACAUGUGAGGGUUACGUCUCUUGUAAUUCUGAAUAUCUAACAAAACGAAAAUGUUCAAAUACCGAUAUAAUUCUUUUUUGGGAUGACAAACUCAAAGCAUGUGAACAUAGAAGUAGUACAUGUAUUGUUUAGUGACAAAACACGCAAUGUUUUGAAGAUGUUAAGUGGUCAAUUAUAUUUGUGUACUUCAAACAACAGAAAUGUUGUUAUAUCCUCAUGUAUUGGAUAAUUUUACACUGUAGAUAUCAUAUAUAAAUUUCAUUCAUUUUUGUAACUGAAUAAUUUUCCUCAUACCAUAACUAAUCGAUACUUCUAACUUAAAGAAAAUUUCUGCUAUAAUUAAGACGCUUAUUUCUUUUUUGUCCAACUGUCUUUCUUCUGCAGCACGUUUAUAAAUAAUGAAUUUUUCAUGAAUAAAUUUCUUAUAAUACGAGAUGUUGUUAAAAUGCCCAGACAAUAAUAACGUGUGUACUGUGCAUGAGUUGUUUUAACGUUUCUGGUUGUAAAAUUGUUUCUCCGAAGCAUGCGAUAUAUGUUUAGUUCUUUUCUAAUAUAAAUUGUAUAUACGCCAUUUGAUGUAGGAUUCGUAUGUAACCAUCCUUAAUUUUGAUGCAUGACUUCUUUAAAUCAAAUAUUUAUACGAUACUCAAAAUUGUUUUAUUUUUAUGAUGGAUAUCAAAAUAACUGCGAUCGAUAGCAUUGUAUAGUCGCCCAACAAGUCAUUUUUUGAUAAUUGUCAAAUUUAAUUUAUUUUUAAAAUAAUGUUAACAUUUAUAUUUUUAUUAGAUAUAAAUGAUUCAGUCAAACGAAGAAAAAUAACUUUGCAUUCUGGGUUAAAAUAGCUCAUUUUAAAAUAGAAACUAACAGAAAACGGAAUUUUAAAAAAAUCUCCCCUCCUGUUAAACAAAAACUCUUUUAGAUGUGUUUAAUAAUUCUUAUUUAGCAUAUUUAAACCAAAGAGUUUGUUGUUUCAUUGGGGGGGGGGAUAUGUCUACAGACCAAAAUACAUUUCAAAAAACAUUUUGCUUCGUAACGUUUCAAAAAAUAAUUAACAAAUAUUAAUCAAAAUGAAAAUUUAAGUUUAUAUCCAACGUAUACAUGUGAUUUUUGGGAGUUGAUUUGAAUCAACUCUCGAGUCCUAUGCAGUUACUCUGGCAAACCGAAAGUGAAACAGUGUUUUGGACCUAAGCAUAAAUCAUCACCGCUGACAAGUCUUAGUUCUUGAAUAUAAUAGAAAAAUUCGAUGUAAUGUAUGCUGAAGCAUUGUUUUUCAAGGAAACUUAUCUAUAAACACUUUGUAAUUAGUCAGAUUUUAUAUACAUGUAAUACGAACAAUUUAGAUAUUUUUGUAGUUUCAUGUAUUCCUACGCCAGAGUUUAAUAUAGUCUCGUGCAACCAAACGCAUGGCUCUCUGCGCAAGUCUCCGACAAA